UGUUGUUCAUCCGCCAGUAAACCCGUUGCAGCAACGAUGGCUUCGUCUGGAGGAAAACAAACGUCCAAAAUUGUCUCCAAGAACAACUCGGGAGGCGGCGGGGCCGCGGGCUCCGGCGGCGGGGCCCCGGUGAUGCCCCUCGCCUCCCCGCUCAUGGGGAAGAAGAAGAAGCCGUUCCUGGGGAUGCCCGCACCGCUGGGCUACGUGCCGGGGCUGGGACGAGGUGCUACUGGCUUCACCACCCGUUCUGAUAUCGGUCCUGCUCGGGAUGCCAAUGAUCCAGUGGAUGACCGACAUGCACCUCCUGGAAAAAGGACAGUUGGAGACCAAAUGAAAAAGAAUCAGGAUGAUGAUGAUGAAGAUCUGAAUGACACCAAUUAUGAUGAGUUUAACGGUUAUGCAGGUAGCUUGUUUUCUAGCGGGCCCUACGAGAAAGAUGACGAAGAAGCAGAUGCUAUAUAUGCAGCGUUGGACAAAAGAAUGGAUGAAAGGCGAAAAGAAAGGAGGGAAUUGCGAGAAAAGGAAGAAAUUGAGAAAUAUCGUAUGGAGCGACCAAAGAUUCAGCAGCAGUUCUCAGACCUGAAGAGGAAGUUGGCAGAGGUGUCUGAGGAGGAAUGGCUGAGCAUCCCUGAAGUUGGAGAUGCUAGGAACAAGCGCCAGAGAAAUCCCCGCUACGAGAAGCUCACCCCUGUGCCUGACAGCUUCUUCUCCAAACACCUCCAAAGCGGAGAAAACCAUACAAGCGUUGACCCUUUGCAAGGGCUGGGAGGUCUGAACACGUCUUACCCAGGAAGCAUGACCCCUGGUCUGAUGACACCUGGAACUGGAGAACUGGAUAUGAGGAAAAUUGGUCAAGCCAGAAACACUCUCAUGGAUAUGAGGCUAAGUCAGGUGUCCGACUCAGUUAGUGGACAGACAGUGGUGGAUCCAAAAGGUUACCUGACAGAUCUCAACUCAAUGAUCCCCACGUAUGGAGGAGACAUCAGUGACAUUAAGAAGGCACGUCUGCUGCUGAAGUCUGUGAGGGAGACCAACCCCCAUCAUCCGCCUGCGUGGAUUGCUUCUGCCAGGCUGGAGGAGGUGACUGGUAAACUGCAGGUGGCCAGGAACCUAAUCAUGAAAGGCACAGAAAUGUGUCCAAAGAGUGAGGAUGUUUGGCUGGAAGCAGCCAGGCUCCAACCUGGCGAUACAGCUAAAGCCGUAGUAGCCCAGGCUGUUCGCCACUUGCCAGGGUCCGUCCGCAUCUACAUCAGAGCCGCUGAGCUGGAGACGGACAUCAGAGCUAAGAAACGGGUCCUCAGGAAAGCUUUAGAGAAUGUAUCCAAGUCAGUUCGGCUGUGGAAGACUGCUGUUGAGCUGGAGGAACCGGAGGACGCCAGAAUCAUGCUCAGCAGAGCUGUGGAGUGUUGCCCUACAAGUGUGGAGCUGUGGCUGGCACUGGCCCGUUUGGAAACAUAUGAAAACGCCCGCCGUGUCCUGAACAAGGCUCGAGAAAACAUCCCCACAGAUCGCCAUAUCUGGAUCACUGCUGCUAAGUUGGAGGAGGCCAAUGGAAACACUCAGAUGGUGGACAAGAUCAUUGACAGAGCCAUCACUUCUCUGCGUGCCAAUGGUGUGGAAAUCAACAGAGAACAGUGGAUACAGGAUGCAGAAGAGUGUGACAAAGCAGGCAGUGUGGCUACAUGCCAGGCAGUGAUAAGGGCGGUCAUAGGGAUUGGCAUUGAGGAGGAAGACCGAAAACACACCUGGAUGGAGGAUGCAGAGAGUUGUGUUUCCCACGGAGCCCUGGAGUGCGCCAGGGCCAUCUAUGCCCAUGCCCUGCAGGUGUUCCCUAGUAAGAAAAGUGUCUGGCUUAGAGCAGCAUACUUUGAGAAGAACCACGGCACAAGAGAGUCUUUGGAGGCCCUGCUGCAGAGAGCAGUGGCUCACUGCCCAAAAGCAGAAGUCUUGUGGCUGAUGGGUGCCAAGUCCAAGUGGCUGGCUGAAGAUGUGCCUGCAGCUCGAAGUAUCCUCGCUCUGGCCUUCCAGGCUAACCCUAACAGUGAAGAGAUCUGGCUCGCUGCCGUCAAACUGGAGUCUGAGAAUAAUGAGUACGAGAGAGCUCGACGACUGCUGGCCAAGGCUCGCAGCAGUGCACCAACGGCCAGGGUGUUUAUGAAGUCAGUGAAGCUGGAGUGGGUGUUGGGAAAUAUAGAAGCUGCCCAGGAGCUUUGCACCGAGGCCCUGAAACACUAUGAGGAUUUCCCCAAGCUUUGGAUGAUGCGAGGCCAGAUUGAGGAGCAGUGUGAGAGUAUGGACAGGGCCAGAGAAGCCUAUAACCAAGGGCUGAAAAAGUGUCCCCACUCGGUGCCCCUGUGGUUGCUGCUGUCUCGUCUUGAAGAGAGAGUGGGACAGCUGACGAGAGCCAGAGCAAUCCUGGAGAAGGCCCGACUCAAAAACCCACAGGGCCCUGAGCUGUGGCUGGAGUCUGUCAGGCUGGAGUUCAGGGGCGGACUGAAGAACAUCGCCAACACGCUGAUGGCCAAAGCCCUGCAGGAGUGCCCCAAUUCAGGCAUCCUUUGGGCGGAGGCCGUGUUCUUGGAGGCCCGACCUCAGAGGAAGACAAAGAGCGUGGAUGCUUUGAAGAAGUGUGAACAUGACCCCCAUGUCUUGCUCGCUGUAGCAAAAUUGUUCUGGAGUGAGCGUAAAAUAACCAAAGCCCGAGAGUGGUUCCUCAGGACGGUAAAGAUUGAACCAGACCUGGGAGAUGCGUGGGCUCUCUUCUACAAGUUUGAGCUUCAGCAUGGCACAGAGGAACAGCAAGAAGAAGUAAGAAAGCGAUGUGAGAAUGCCGAGCCUCGCCAUGGAGAGCUGUGGUGCGCCGAGUCCAAACACGUCCUGAACUGGCAGAAGAAAACAGGAGAGAUCUUGGCGCAGGUAGCCGGAAAGAUCAAGAACACAUUCUGAGACUUGGGGAAACUAGGACUGAAAACGAGGACUCUGGCAGUGGCCGGUCAAACAGAGAAUGGCUAUGGACAUGCUUGUUCUCUACCAGAACUCGCCAUUCUCAAUCACACACCCCACACUUUUCACCUUUUAUUCUUUUACAAAUUAAUGUUUUGCGUAACAGAAAAAGGUGGUUUAUUGUCAGUCUGAAAACAGCUCGGCACAUUUGAAAUCAAGUGCUAAUAUCAAAUAUCUGAUUGAGUGAAUAUGUAUGAACAACACAUCCAACGGAAAUUGCAACAUGAAGUUUUGGACAUGUUUUCUGAGCCUCAGUGGAAUGAUGUUGUGUAAGGUCUUUUGAGGAAUGUCAACCCCCAGAUGCAUCAAGGUCUUGGUUGAGCCACUGAUUUCUUUAACUAUAAGGCUUUUGUCUUGUUAAUUAAACUUCCUUCCAUGUCUGAUUAAAGAUUGCUGGAGGGUGGCAUUUAUAUAUUUUGUUCUUCAGCAGUCAGUCAUUUAAUAGUCUUUUGCAAAAAGUCUCAUGGUUCCUCCCUCAUGAUCCUGCCCUCGCCAUGCAUCAGGAUUUUUUUCUUUUCUUUUGCCUGGCAAUAUUUCUAUUUUGGUUUAUCUUUAAAAGUUUAGUUUCAUAUAGUGGCCUCCUCAUUCUCAUUAUUUUCCUAAAUGUCAUCUGACAUUUUCUUCUGCAACUCUGUCAUAAUGCUGCAUGUCUUUAGUUGUUAAAGAGAAAAAACAAAAACAUUAAAGAGAAAAACACACCUACUCUAGUAAAAUACUGAUUUAAUUUAUUCAUUUCCUGACCUUUUUUUCCUGACUUCAAAACACUGCUUUGGGAAUGUAAUUGCUGAAUUUUUUGAUUGUUGAGUGUAUUACAUUAUAUGUUGUAGGACUGGGUCUAACAACACAUUUUCUUUCCACUUGAUUUGAAUGAUCUGAUAUUUGUGAAAAUGUAGCCCAGGUAAUGUUUCUCAACAGCAGUAUUAAGUAGGUUUCCCACCUUAUAUCCUUCCCAAUUGUAAUUGGAAGUUAAUUCACAUCUGUUCAACAAAAAAACAUUGUGUAAUUUUUUAGCACAAAAAAUUCAGAAGCAACUACUUGAUAUGUAGAAGAACAUGCUUAUUUUAACUUUGUAAUGUGUUUGAACUGAGCAUUGAGGAAAUUGAAAGAGGAUACUUUUUAAUAACGUGGAAAAUAGACGUACACUGUUGAUUGCGUUUAUUAAAUAUCAGAGUGCAUUUAAUUUUGACUUUUACAGUUUCCCCUGCUACAGUUAUUCAUUUACUUAUUUUCCCACAUACAGUGC
This is a messenger RNA of Cololabis saira (Pacific saury), 4246 nucleotides long. RefSeq names its product PRP6 pre-mRNA processing factor 6 homolog (S. cerevisiae) (gene prpf6). The record is from RefSeq and is a predicted model, not a curated record. NCBI's taxonomy places the organism in Eukaryota, Metazoa, Chordata, Actinopteri, Beloniformes, Belonidae. Gene Ontology annotation, molecular function: protein binding. Gene Ontology annotation, cellular component: catalytic step 2 spliceosome; U4/U6 x U5 tri-snRNP complex. The transcript is spliced from 21 exons. The coding region runs from base 37 to 2946 and encodes 969 amino acids. Gene Ontology annotation, biological process: spliceosomal tri-snRNP complex assembly; mRNA splicing, via spliceosome.